This is a messenger RNA of Rhizophagus irregularis DAOM 181602=DAOM 197198, 546 nucleotides long. RefSeq lists its product as uncharacterized. The record is from RefSeq and is a predicted model, not a curated record. NCBI's taxonomy places the organism in Eukaryota, Fungi, Glomeromycota, Glomeromycetes, Glomerales, Glomeraceae.
AUGAGCUCGUUAACUCCCCUCUCAGCAACAGAUCCGGAAUAUCAAAAUAUAAUUUCUCAUUUUGACCUUCCUCCUUCAUCCUACGUUAUCCAUAGCAUUUUAAAAAUUAAAAUGGAUUGGAUUUAUGCAGAUAGAUUUGAUAAUGCCAUAAGGUGGGCAUGGAAAAAACCAGAUACCUAUGAAUUAUUUCAUGGUACAAGACAUGCUUGUAAUGUUUGGGAAUUGAAGUAUUCGAAUAAAUUAUGUGAUAAUACUCAAUGUGGUGUUUGCGGAAUUCUUAAAUUUGGAAAUUUGUUGAAAAUGGCAAAACCGAAUUUUGCCGGACAAUAUCUUUGGUUUAGUCCUAGAGCUUCUUAUGUACAGAAAUACACGGGUCCUCUGAAACCACAUGAUGAUGGAUUUAGAGCCAUGUUUGUCGUGAGCGUCAUAUUUGGAAAGCAUUACUUAAAAUCAAUCAUAACUGAAUAUGAAGAAAAUGUCUUGCCUAAAUAUUUGAUAAUCUAUAAAGGAAAUUUCGAAAACUUCGAAAAACAAGAAAUUCUCUAA